CCACCACCACCCUCUCUCUCUCUCUCUACACCCCACAAUGCCCCGCCUCCUCCUCCUCCUCCUCUCCCUCCUCUCUUUCCUCCUCCCCCAUGCCUCAUCCCUGGACUACUGUGUAGCUGACACCUCUCUACCCCAGACGUUUUCAGGUUUCCCCUGCAAAAACCCCUCAAAUUUAACAGCAGAUGACUUCUCCUACUCAGGCUUGGCCAAUCCAGGGAACACAUCUAACACCAUAAAAGCAACAGUGACCCCGGCAUUUUUGACUGAAUUUCCGGCCCUCAAUGGCCUUGGCCUCGCCGUCGGUCGCGUGGACGUGGCGCCUGGCGGUGUGAUUCCACUGCACACUCAUCCUGAUGCGAAUGAGGCUCUGGUUUUGAUUCAGGGGACUUUGAUUGUUGGGUUUGUUGAUACCUCGAAUAAGGCGUAUAUCAAGAGUUUGAAAACGGGGGAUGUCUUUGUGUUUCCUCAGGGGCUGCUGCAUUUUCAGGUAAAUUCAGGAACAACUCCUGCCUUCGCUAUUAUUACUUUAAAUAGCGCAGCUCCUGGAGCACAACUAACAUCCUUCUCUCUCUUCUCAAGUGACUUCUCCUCUAAACUCAUUGAGACCACGACCUUCUUGUCUGAAGCUGAGGUCAAGAGGCUCAAAACCCUUCUUGGUGGUUCCAACUAAGCCUCUCCUCUUGCAACUCACUUAUUCCUCUCUUUGAAAUAUUUAUCUUGUAGGAUGAACAUCGGCUUUGAGGUAUCUGUUGUGGUGUUUUUUUUUUGGAAAAAGAAUAUUAUAAUAAAUUAAGAAUUUUGUAUGGGAGGAUUACAUAAUCACUUA
Amborella trichopoda is the source of this 826-nucleotide messenger RNA. RefSeq names its product germin-like protein subfamily 3 member 3. The record is from RefSeq and is a predicted model, not a curated record. Gene Ontology annotation, molecular function: manganese ion binding. NCBI's taxonomy places the organism in Eukaryota, Viridiplantae, Streptophyta, Magnoliopsida, Amborellales, Amborellaceae.